Molecule: messenger RNA, 1572 nt
Organism: Argiope bruennichi
Lineage: Eukaryota; Metazoa; Arthropoda; Arachnida; Araneae; Araneidae
Product: legumain-like
Exons: 13
Coding region: 74-1399 (441 amino acids)
Biological process (GO): vacuolar protein processing
Molecular function (GO): cysteine-type endopeptidase activity
Source: RefSeq, a predicted model, not a curated record
GCUGAAUUGCGCUACAAAAAGUUUAUUUUCUUCACAUUUGACUUUUGAGUAGUUCAGUUACCUCUGAGAAAAAAUGAAUUUCUCAAGAAUUUCAUCGAUUCUUCUUCUUGCAUUUGCUGUUACGAUUGAUUGUCUUCCUAGGUAUCUAGAGACACCGGAAAAUGGAAACUUAUGGGCUGUCCUUAUUGCUGGAUCGGACACUUGGGAUAAUUACCGUCAUCAGGCUGAUGUUUGUCAUGCUUACCAGAUUUUGAAAAAACACGGAAUUCCUGACGAAAGGAUAAUUGUUUUCAUGAAGGAUGAUAUUGCCAAUAAUGAAGCGAAUCCAACUCCCGGAAUUAUCAUCAACCAUCCUGAAGGAAACGAUGUGUAUAAAGGUGUUCCAAAAGAUUACACAGGACUGGCUGUGACUCCCAAAAAUUUUAUGGCUGUCCUCAGAGGUGACAAGAAGGCAGUGGCUAAUUUUGGAAGUGGAAAAGUGCUGGAAAGUGGUCCAACUGAUCAUGUGUUCGUAUAUUUUGCGGAUCAUGGAGCUCCAGGACUCAUAGAAUUCCCAGAAGGAGAACUCUCAGCAAAAGAUUUAAAUAAGACAAUAAAUUACAUGCACGAGAAGAAUAUGUAUGGCAAAAUGGUAAUAUACAUAGAGGCUUGUGAAUCUGGAUCAAUGUUCGAAGGAAUAUUAUCACCGAAUAUAAAGGUUUAUGCAACGACUGCUUCCAAUCCAACCGAACCUUCCACCGCCUGCUAUUACGACGAAAAAAGAGAAACAUACCUUGGAGAUUCUUACAGUGUACAUUGGAUGGAGGAUUCUGACAAGGAAGUGUUGACAAAAGAAACACUUCAACAGCAGUAUGAGAUUGUUAAAAGAGAAACACAAGAAAGUAGUGCGCAAGAAGUGAAACAGUAUGGAGAUCUGACUAUUGCUCAGUUUCACGUGAGUGAGUUCCAAGGCAGAAAAGAUUCCGAAGCAACCACUUUACCAAAAGUUGAGAAGGAUGCAAUUCGAAGUCGGGAUGCCCCCAUAGAAAUACUGAAGAGGAAAUAUCUCAAGUCGAAUUCGGAAGAAGAACAAUCAAAAUUGAAGAGAAAACUGCAGAAAAUGAUGGACAAUCGGUUGUUUAUGCAGCAGAGAGUAGCGGAAAUUGUUGCAGAUAUUUUUCACGACCAGAAUGAGGUGAAAGAUGUCCUAGAGAAUCGCUACAGACUCACAAAUUUCGAUUGCUACGAUACAAUCAGAGCCCAAUUCAACGAAGAGUGUUUCCGCUUAUCAAAGAAUGCAUUUGCUCUGGACUUCAUGUAUGUUCUCGUUAAUCUGUGUGAAAAGGGAGUGUCGCCUCACAGCGCGAUCGCAGCGAUGGAGAAAGUGUGCGUUCACCCUCCCAUUUAUGGCAUUCACUAAAUAUGUGUUCGUCAUGCAUCAUUAGAGCUACGAAGAAGAUAGAAACCAAGUUAGAAUACUCGCCAAACCAUGUUGACUUAACAUUUUCAUGUUAACUUAUAUUAAGAUCACACAUACUCCGGUGAUUUUUUUAUGUGUUAUUUAUUUAUUUUAUGUUUUGUAUUUUUAUGUAC